Molecule: messenger RNA, 1507 nt
Organism: Benincasa hispida (wax gourd)
Lineage: Eukaryota; Viridiplantae; Streptophyta; Magnoliopsida; Cucurbitales; Cucurbitaceae
Product: protein FLX-like 4
Source: RefSeq, a predicted model, not a curated record
AACAAAAUCAAAUUGAUGGAAAAAGGAAAACCCUAACUUUGUAAUUGGGAGGGAAAGAAAAAAGGGGGAAAAAAAAAAAGAAAAGAAAAGAAAAGGGAAGUGGCUUUCUGUCUCAAUUCUGUAUUCUUUCAAUGGUAGAGUUCAUCUACAAAUCCGUUUAACCUGAAGCGACAUCUUCCCAAUCUCUUCUGCUCUGCUUCUUCCCGGCGGCUAUUAGCUUUCUGCCGGCGGUGACUCUUCAUCGUCUCAAUUUGCAAUAUCAGGACAAGAAAAACCAACUGUGAACCAGUCUUCAGAUAAAUCAUAAAUGUCCACGAGGGAAACUCUUCAACCACUAUACAAUGGACGUCCUGUUAAGGCUCCAGGGUUGAUGCGCCAUGGUCCUUUUCCUGGAUCAGAUUCUGCUGUCAGCCACAAAUCUCUUGAAUUAUUAGAGGAUAAAUUAGCUGUACAGACAUCUGACAUAGAAAAACUUGCAAGGGAAAAUCAUAAGUUGGCAACUGCUCAUGUCACUUUGAGGCAAGAGCUCGUGGCCGCCGAGAAUGAAAUACAAACUGUGCGGGCACAUAUUCGAAGCAUUCAGACAGAAAGUGAUAUUCAGACGAGAGUAUUGCUAGAUAAGAUUGCAAAAAUGGAAGCAAGUAUUGAAGCUGGAGAGGGGCUGAAGAAGGACUUGCAGCAGGCCCACAUGGAGGCUCAGAGCUUGGUCAAGGACAAACAAGAAUUAACCUUCCAAAUUCAACAAGCAACCCAGGAAUUGAAUAAAGCAGAGUCUGAUAUUAAGAAUCUACCUAAUUUACAUGCUGAGCUCGAGGAUUUGAGGAAAGAACACCAAAGGUUAAGAGGAACAUUUGAGCAUGAAAAAGGUAGGAACAUAGAACAAGUAGAGCAAAUGAAAGCAACAGAAAUGAAUCUGAUUUCCCUUGCAAGAGAAGUAGAGAGGUUGCGAGCCGAGGUUUUGAACGUGGAAAAAAGGGCAUAUGCACCAAAUGCAUAUGGCGGCACGUACGUGAAUUUGGAUCCUUCAUACCCACCUCACAUGCCCGGAGCCAAUGACUAUGUUGACAUGUAUGGAAGGUCGCAAGUUGCAGUGCCUUCUGUGGCGCCAGGAGACAGUCAAAUUCCACAUUCCAUUGAUCAUGCCCUGGCCAGCACUGGAACGAUUGCGGGUGUGGCUGCCCCCAUUGGUAGCAGUGCUGCCUGGGAAGCGACAUUUGAUCCUUCCAUUCCUCGAAGGUGAGUGUGUGAAGCCAUGAUCACUGCUUCUUUGUUCAGAUUAGCUGCCUCAAUUUGUUAGUAAAAAAGUACACACACACUCUUUAGUUGAAAUUUUCUCCCUGUAACACUUCCAAGUAUUAUGCAAACACAUACAGAAUACCAUCAUGUUAACAAUGACAUUCAUGUUAACAAGUUCAGUUAUGGUGUAUUUGUAGUGAUCAACUUCAGUUGAUUGACUGGAAUGAAAUUAGUGAAGUUGGGAGUAAGAUUAUGAUACUAUUUGGAUUCA